Messenger RNA from Epinephelus moara (kelp grouper), 1779 nucleotides. Its product is annotated as alpha-2,8-sialyltransferase 8E-like. The coding region runs from base 43 to 1404 and encodes 453 amino acids. Gene Ontology annotation, biological process: oligosaccharide metabolic process; N-glycan processing. NCBI's taxonomy places the organism in Eukaryota, Metazoa, Chordata, Actinopteri, Perciformes, Serranidae. The transcript is spliced from 7 exons. The record is from RefSeq and is a predicted model, not a curated record. Gene Ontology annotation, molecular function: alpha-N-acetylneuraminate alpha-2,8-sialyltransferase activity.
CUAAAACUGUACAUUAGUGAGAAGGAUGUGGUAUGGACCCAAAUGCAGUACACAGGCGCUCAGGAACAGUUGGUAAUGACCUUUAUUUUCACCACAGCAAACAAGGUACGGAGCAGACUGAAUAAACACAGAAUAAAGUUCGUUCUUCGGGCUGAAAGCCCUCACACAGUCUCUGGGGCUCAGACGAGGGGAAGAGACGCGGCCGGAGUCGGCCGUGGAACCGAGGGGAAGCUCCUUAGCCCCAGGCUCCAAACAGUUCAGUUCUCUUUUGGUGUGAGGGGUCGUAGCCAGAUGAGCAGUCCGCGAAGGCAGAGGCACCGAUGGGGAGCAGGCAGGAGGAUAAACGAGGCCAGGCGGAGGAGUCGUUACCAGCCGAGCAGUCAGAUACCAGAAACACUGAGGCAGAGCACGAGGUCAGGGACAGAAGGCAGUGAUGCGGUGUCCCACAGUCCGCCUCGCCACAAGAAAAGCCAUCCUCCACCCACUAAACUCUGUGAAGGUUGCAAAGAGAUCCUUGACAAAGUGAAAGAGCUUUAUUCUAAAACCUGGGAGAAGCACGAGUACAAUUACCAAAAAAUCAGAUUACAGCUGAGCUCUGAGUGCAAUGGUUUUGACAAGGCCAUCAUUACUCAGGCCAACACUCCGGUGGGAUCUCAGAUUGUGUACGACGGGGAAAAGACGAGGACCCUCAAGGUGACGUCGAAGAUUUUUAGCACCUUCGCAAAGGAGCAUCCUUUUCAAAAUAAAACACGGGACACAUGUGCUAUUGUUGGGAACGGAGGGAUCCUGACCAACAGCAGCUGUGGAAAGAUGAUCGAUUCAGCUCAGUUUGUUAUCAGGUGCAACCUACCUCCUUUGGAAAAUGGCUAUGAGGAAGAUGUGGGCAUCAAGACUGACCUUGUGACAGCAAAUCCAAGCAUCUUUCUAUUCAAGUAUCAAUCUCUAUUGGAGCGCCACCGUCCUUUUGCGGACAGCCUGCAUAGCUACGGCAACUCCCUGCUGCUUUGUCCCGCCUUCUCCUAUGGCUUUAACACUAAUGUGUGCCAGCGGGCUGCCUACAGUGUUGAAGACUUUGAAAUCCCCAUGCGGCCUGUGUACUUAAAUCCCGACUACCUCCUGAGUCUGGUCCGCUUCUGGCGCUCCCAAGGCCUAAAAGAAAAUCGACACAGCACCGGCCUCAUGAUGGUUAGCCUGGCGCUGGAACUCUGUACCAACGUGCAUCUGUACGGGUUCUGGCCCUACGGUAAUCACCCGCAUGGACUCUACGCCCUGAAUAACCACUACUAUGAUGACGUAGCACCUAAAAAAGGAGUCCACACCAUGUCGAGUGAGUUUGAGCUCUUGUUGCGGCUGCACAAUCAGGGGAUUCUCAGGCUUCACCUGGAAGAUUGUUCAUCAGAUUAAAGUUCCCAAAACUGUGUUUAUCAUCACCAAUGUUCCAGCUUGAGGCCGGAGGGAGUUAUUUUAUCUUUUUUUGAUUUAAAUUAUGAUCUUUUUUGAGGACCCUGUGGGGGUUAUAUUGCAGUGCCUUAUAUUACACAAUCGCUGAUGACAGUUAAAUAACUGACCAUGGGAUAAUUUGCUUUUGUCUUGAGACUUGUGUCAGUCUUGUGUAAAUCGGAGCAUUGCCUUUCAUACUUUUUAAAGUCUGAACAGUGUAUUUCUCAUUCAGAGAAAUAAUUUACAUAAUGAAGGUGACUAAACUAGAUAACUCUUUUUGAGCCAGUUUUAGAAUCAUGUGGGUGUUUCUAUUUUUGGAAAAAUGUUAAAGUGAAUAAA